AUGGAGAGCGAGGAGGAGCAGCACAUGACCACGCUGCUCUGCAUGGGCUUCUCGGACGCGGCCGCCAUCCGCAAGGCCCUUCGCCUGGCCAAGAACGACAUUAACGAGGCCGUGGCGCUGCUCACUAACGAGCGGCCCGGUCUCCACUACGGCGGCUACGAGCCCAUGGAGAGCGGGCAAGGCCCCCCUGGCGGGCACGGCUCCCCCGCCGGCGGGCAAGGCCCCCGCGGCGGCGACGGGGACGGCAGCGGCGGCGGAGGAGGAGGUGGCUUCGACCCACCGCCCGCCUACCACGAAGUGGUGGAGACCGAGAAAAAUGAUGAAAAUGGGAACUGCUCUGGUGAAGGUAUUGAGUUUCCAACCACUAACUUGUAUGAACUGGAGAGCAGAGUUUUAACAGAUCACUGGUCCAUACCCUAUAAACGAGAAGAGUCUCUGGGCAAAUGCCUAAUUGCAUCCACCUACCUAGCAAGGCUGGGUCUUUCUGAUUCUGAUGAAAACUGCAAGAGGUUUAUGGACAGAUGCAUGCCUGAAGCAUUUAAAAAGCUGUUGACAUCCAGUGCUGUUCACAAAUGGGGAACUGAAAUCCAUGAAGGAAUAUACAACAUGCUUAUGCUGCUAGUGGACCUGGUUGCAGAAAGAGUGAAACAAGAUCCCAUUCCUGUGGGCCUGCUCAGUGUACUUACAAUGGCAUUUAACCCUGACAAUGAAUAUCACUUCAAGAAUCGAAUGAAGGUGUGCCAGAGAAACUGGGCAGAAGUCUUUGGGGAGGGGAACAUGCAUGCUGUCUCACCCAUGUCCACUUUCCAGAAGGAACCACAUGGAUGGCUGGUGGAUCUGGUAAACAGGUUUGCAGAGCUGGGUGGAUUUUCAGCAAUUCAGUCCAAACUCAAUUCAGAAGAUAUUGAACUUGGGGCAAUCUCUGCGUUAGUUCAGCCAUUUGGAGUUUGUGCAGAGUACCUCAACUCUUCUGUAGUACAGCCCAUGCUGGAUCCAGUCAUUCAUAAAAUGAUUAAAUAUGUGCAGAACGUAGAGGAGAAGGACUUGAAAGACAAGAGGCUGGUCAGCAUCCCCGAGCUCCUGUCUGGUAUCAAGCUGCUGUGUAUGCGCUUCCAGCCUGACUUGGUGACCGCGGUGGAUGACUUACGGCUGGACAUCCUGCUGCGCAUGCUGAAAUCUCCUCACUUCAGUGCAAAAAUGAAUUCCCUCAAAGAGGUAACAAAACUGAUAGAAGACAGCACCGUGUCCAAGUCGGUGAAGAAUGCAAUAGACACAGACCGGUUGCUGAACUGGCUGGUAGAAAACUCUGUCCUGUCAAUUGCUUUAGAAGGUAAUAUAGACCAAGCACAAUACUGUGAUCGUAUAAAGGGAAUUAUUGAACUGCUGGGCAGUAAAUUAUCUUUAGAUGAACUCACUAAAAUUUGGAGAAUUCAGUCAGGACAAUCUUCCACUGUGAUUGAAAAUAUCCAUACCAUUAUUGCUGCAGCUGCUGUGAAGUUUAGCUCUGAUCAGCUCAAUCAUUUAUUUGUUCUAAUUCAAAAGAGCUGGGAGACAGAGAGUGACAGAGUCAGGCAGAAGCUGUUGAGCCUGAUAGGGCGCAUCGGUCGAGAAGCUCGUGUGGAGACCACCACUGGCAAGGUUCUGGAGGUACUUUGGGAGCUGGCUCACCUUCCAACAUUGCCAUGUAGUCUUAUUCAGCAGGCCUUGGAGGAACAUCUGACAAUCCUCAGUGACGCCUAUGCGGUGAAAGAGGCAAUCAAAAGGAGCUACAUCAUCAAGUGCAUAGAGGAUAUUAAGAGGGUUGGUUUCUUAUUCUCUCUUUUCCAAAAUGAACAGGAUGGGCCCAAGUCAUCCCAGCACAAUAAUCCUCAGUUUGUGUGGGUGGUGCCAGCGCUGCGUCAACUCCAUGAAAUCACACGCUCAUUUAUUAAGCAAACUUACCAAAAGCAAGACAAGAGUAUUAUUCAAGAUUUAAAGAAAAACUUUGAAAUAGUGAAGCUGGUGACAGGAAGCUUGAUCUCCUGCCACCGUUUGGCUGCAUCUGUGGCAGGCCCAGGAGGACUUGUUGGAGCAACCCUGGUGGAUGGCCGAUACACUUACCGGGAGUAUUUGGAGGCACAUCUAAAAUUUUUGGCAUUUUUUCUGCAAGAAGCAACCCUUUAUUUGGGCUGGAACCGUGCCAGGGAGAUCUGGGAGUGCCUUGUAACUGGCCAGGAUGUUUGUGAAUUAGAUCGAGAGAUGUGCUUUGAGUGGUUUACAAAAGGACAGCAUGAUCUAGAGAGUGAUGUACAGCAGCAGCUCUUCAAAGAGAAGAUUCUUAAACUGGAGUCAUAUGAAAUUACUAUGAAUGGUUUUAGUUUAUUUAAGACUUUCUUUGAAAAUGUGAACCUGUGUGACCAUCGACUGAAGAGGCAGGGAACUCAGCUGAGUGUAGAAAAACUGGAAUUAAUAGGGAUGGAUUUCAUUUGGAAGAUCGCAAUGGAGUCGCCUGAUGAAGAAAUUGCCAAUGAAGCUAUUCAGUUGAUAAUAAAUUAUAGCUACAUUAACCUGACUCCUAGAUUGAAAAAGGAUUCAGUAUCGCUGCACAAGAAGUUCAUUGCUGAUUGCUACACACGGUUAGAGGCAGCCAGCUCUGCACUCGGUGGUCCAACGUUAACACAUGCUGUUACAAGAGCUACAAAAAUGCUUACAGCAACUGCUAUGCCUACAGUAGCAACAUCAGUUCAGUCUCCUUACAGGUCGACUAAACUGGUAAUAAUUGAGAGGCUGCUGCUGCUGGCAGAGCGUUAUGUGAUAACAAUAGAGGACCUCUACUCUGUUCCCCGAACUAUUCUACCUCAUGGUGCCUCUUUCCAUGGACAUAUUUUAACACUUAAUGUUACUUAUGAGUCUACCAAAGAUACCUUCACCAUAGAGGCUCACAGCAAUGAAACUGUAGGGAGCAUCAGGUGGAAGAUAGCCAAGAUGUUGAAUUCUCCCAUUGAUAACAUCCAGAUAUUUGCCAAUGACAGCCUGCUAACUGUAAACAAAGAUCAGAAACUGCUCCACCAAUUAGGCUUCUCUGAUGAGCAAGUCCUUACAGUAAAAACAUCAGGCAGUGUGACUCCAUCGGGGAGCUCGGCAGAUUCCUCAACCAGUUCCAGCAGCAGCAGCAGUGUUUUUAGUUCAUCCUAUGCAAUGGAACAGGAGAAAUCCCUCCCUGGAUUGGUCAUGGCUCUCGUGUGUAAUGUGUUUGAUAUGCUUUACCAGCUUGCCAAUUUAGAGGAGCCAAGGAUAACACUGAGAGUGAGGAAACUUCUGCUUCUGAUUCCCACUGACCCAGCUAUUCAGGAGGCUCUUGAUCAGCUUGAUUCCCUGGGAAGGAAGAAAACACUGCUCUCAGAAUCGAGUUCUCAGUCUUCAAAAUCACCAUCCUUGUCUUCAAAACACCAACAUCAGCCCAGUGCUAGUUCAAUACUAGAAAGUCUUUUUAGAUCUUUUGCUCCAGGCAUGUCCACCUUCAGAGUGCUCUACAAUUUAGAGGUACUGAGCUCCAAGCUGAUGCCAACUGCAGAUGAUGAAAUGGCAAGAAACUGUGCUAAGUCUUUCUGUGAAAACUUCCUCAGAGCAGGAGGUUUGAGUUUGGUGGUGAAUGUAAUGCAGAGAGACUCCAUCCCAUCAGAGGUGGACUAUGAAACAAGACAAGGAGUGUAUUCCAUCUGCCUGCAGCUUGCAAGGUUCUUGCUUGUUGGCCAGACAAUGCCUACCUUGCUGGAUGAGGAUUUCAUUAAAGAUGGGGUGGAAGCGUUGUCCUCACGCCCCUUCCGUAACGUCAGCAGGCAGGCCAGCAGGCAGAUGUCCAUCUGUGGAACACCUGAGAAGUCAUCCUACCGACAGCUCUCUGUGUCUGACAGAUCCUCCAUUAGGGUGGAAGAAAUCAUACCAGCAGCAAGGGUUGCCAUACAAACUAUGGAGGUGAAUGAUUUCACUUCCACAGUGGCUUGCUUCAUGCGACUGUCUUGGGCUGCUGCUGCAGGACGUCUGGACCUCGUGGGAAGCAGUCAGCCAAUUAAAGAGAGCAGCACUUUAUUUCCUGCUGGGAUUCGAAACAGGCUUAGCAGCUCAGGAAGCAACUGCAGCUCAGGAAGUGAAGGAGAGCCAACUGCACUGCAUGCUGGGAUCUGUGUGAGACAGCAGUCUGUGUCCACCAAAGAUGCUUUGAUUGCUGGAGAAGCCUUGUCUCUCUUAGUUACCUGCCUUCAGCUACGCAGUCAGCAGCUAGGAUCUUUUUACAAUUUGCCUUGUGUUGCUGAUUUCAUCAUUGACAUACUGCUUGGAUCACCAAGUGCUGAGAUCCGUCGUGUGGCCUGUGACCAGCUGUACACCCUUAGCCAGACAGACACAUCAGCUCACCCAGAUGUACAAAAGCCAAACCAGUUUCUCCUGAGUGUUGUUCUUGGUGCCCAGCUGCCUCUUUGGUCACCAACCAGCAUCAUGAGAGGAAUCAACCAGAGACUUCUGUCCCAGUGCACAGAAUAUUUUGACCUGAGAUGUCAGUUGCUGGAUGACCUCACAUCAUCAGAAAUGGAGCAGCUGAAGAUAAGCCCAGCUGCCAUGUUGGAAGAUGAGAUCACCUGGCUGGACAAUUUUGAACCCAACCGCACAGCUGAGUGCGAGACCAGUGAAGCUGAUAACAUCCUGCUAGCAGGACACUUGAGGCUUAUCAAGACUCUCCUGUCACUUUGUGGGGCAGAGAAGGAAAUGGUUGGUUCAUCUCUGAUCAAGCCAUUGUUGGAUGAUUUCCUCUUCCGAGCCUCCAGGAUUAUUCUGAACAGCCAUUCCCCAGCAGGCAGUGCUGCAAUCAGUCAACAAGACUUCCAUCCAAAGUGCAGUACAGCAGAUAGCAGAUUAGCUGCUUAUGAGGUGUUAGUGAUGCUGGCUGAUAGCUCCCCUUCCAAUCUCAAGCUUAUUACCAAAGAGCUGCUUUCAAUGCACCAUCAGUGUGACCCUGCACUUACCAAGGAGUUUGAUUAUCUUCCACCAGUGGACAGUCGCUCCAUUUCAGGCUUUGUGGGACUGAAGAAUGGUGGUGCCACUUGUUACAUGAAUGCUGUGUUCCAGCAGCUCUAUAUGCAGCCUGGGCUCCCAGAGGCUUUGCUUUCCAUUGAUGAUGAUACAGACAAUCCAGAUGACAAUGUCUUCUAUCAAGUUCAGUCUCUUUUUGGUCAUUUGAUGGAAAGCAAGCUGCAGUAUUAUGUACCUGAGAACUUUUGGAAGAUUUUCAAGAUGUGGAAUAAGGAACUUUAUGUUAGAGAGCAACAAGACGCUUAUGAGUUCUUCACCAGUCUCAUAGAUCAAAUGGAUGAGUACCUCAAGAAAAUAGGGAGAGACCAAAUAUUUAAGAAUACGUUUCAAGGAAUCUUCUCUGAUCAGAAGAUCUGCAAGGACUGUCCUCACAGGUAUGAGCGUGAGGAAGCCUUCAUGGCUCUCAACCUAGGUGUGACUUCUUGUCAAAGCCUGGAAAUAUCCCUGGAUCAGUUUGUUAGAGGAGAAGUUCUGGAAGGAAGCAAUGCAUACUACUGUGAGAAGUGCAAAGAAAAGAGAACGACCGUGAAGCGUACGUGCAUCAAGGUCUUGCCCAGCCUGCUGGUGAUUCACCUGAUGAGGUUUGGCUUUGACUGGGAGAGUGGACGUUCCAUUAAAUAUGAUGAACAAAUAAGGUUUCCCUGGAUGCUGAACAUGGAACCUUACACUGUGUCAGGGAUGGCUCGCCAGGACUCCUCCUCAGAAGUUGGGGACAAUGGUAGAAACAUAGAUCAAGGAGGAGGAGGAGGCUCCCCAAGGAAGAAAGUUGCCCCUACAGAAAACUAUGAGCUGGUUGGUGUGAUUGUUCACAGCGGGCAAGCACAUGCAGGCCACUACUACUCCUUUAUCAAGGACAGGAGGGGGUGUGGAAGAGGAAAAUGGUAUAAAUUCAACGACACCGUGGUCGAAGAAUUUGAUUUAACCGAUGAAACCUUGGAAUAUGAAUGUUUUGGGGGAGAGUACAGACCUAAAGUCUAUGACCAAUCUAACCCUUACCCUGACGUGCGGCGGCGCUACUGGAACGCCUACAUGCUCUUCUACCAGAGGGUGUCUGAGCAGAACUCUCCAGUCCUACCAAAGAAAAGCAGAGUCAGCGUCGUGCGGCAAGAGGCUGAGGACCUUUCCUUAUCUGCUCCAUCUUCACCAGAAAUUUCACCCCAGUCCUCACCUCGACCCCACAGGCCCAACAGUGACCGCCUCUCCAUCCUGACCAAGCUGGUUCGAAAAGGAGAAAAAAAGGGACUUUUUGUGGAGAAAAUGCCUGUGCGGAUCUAUCAGAUGGUGAGAGAUGAAAACUUGAAGUUUAUGAAGAACAGAGAUGUGUACAGUAGUGACUACUUCAGUUUUGUCCUGUCAUUAGCUUCACUAAAUGCUACUAAGGUGAAGCAUCCUUAUUAUCCAUGCAUGGCAAAGGUGAGCUUACAGCUGGCAGUUCAAUUCCUCUUCCAAACCUAUCUCCGAACCAAGAAGAAACUCAGGGCUGACACAGAAGAAUGGAUUGCCACCAUUGAUGCUCUGCUCUCCAAAAGCAUUGAUGCUUGUCAGUGGUUAGUUGAAUAUUUCGUCGGGCCAGAGGGCCGGGAGCUUGUCAAGACUUUCCUCCUGGAAUGCAGCGUAAGAGAGGUUCGAGUCGCUGUAGCCACUAUCCUUGAAAAAACCCUCGACAGUGCCUUGCUUUAUCAGGAGAAGUUAAAAAGUCUACACCAAUUAUUGGAGGUGCUACUUGCUCUGCUGGAUAAAGAUGUACCUGAAAACUGUAAAAACUGUGCUCAGUACUUUUUGCUAUUCAAUAACUUUGUACAGAAGCAGGGAAUAAGGGCUAGCAGUCUUCUGCUGAGACACUCUGCUUUGAGGCACAUGAUCAACUUUCUCCUCGGCCCCCACCGGCAGAGUAAUCAGAACCGCAGGUGGAGUUCAGCACAAGCACGAGAGUUCGGAUACCUCCACAACACUGUAGCACUACUUGUUUUGCACUCUGAUGUCUCCUCACAAAGAAAUGUUGCUCCUGGUCUCUCUAAGCAGCGUCCCCCUUUAAGCAUCACCACUUCGGGUCCACUUUUGACGCUCCAUGAAGAAGUGGAAGCCUUGUUGUUCCUGUCAGAGGGAAAGCCCUACUUAAUGGAGGUGAUGUACGCACUGCGAGAGCUGACCGGCUCUCUGUCGGCUCUCAUCGAGAUGGUGGUGUACUGCUGCUUCUGCAAUGAGCACUUCUCCUUCACUGUGCUGCACUUCGUCAAGACUCAGCUGGAAACUGCUCCACCUCAUGAACUGAAAAACAUAUUCCAGUUACUUCAUGAGAUACUGGUUAUUGAAGAUCCAUUACACGUAGAACGCAUCAAAUUUGCCUUUGAAACUGAAAAUGGAUUAAUAGCCUUGAUGCACCACAGCAACCACGUGGACAGCAGCCGCUGUUACCAGUGUGUCAAGUUCCUUGUUACUCUGGCUCAGAAGUGUUCUACUGCAAAAGAUUAUUUCAAGGAGAAUUCCCACCACUGGAGUUGGGCUGUGCAGUGGCUACAGAAAAAGAUGUCUGAACAUUAUUGGGCUCCACAGAGCAACGUCUCCAAUGAAACAUCAACUGCAAAGACCUUCCAGCGCACCAUCUCGGCACAGGACACACUGGCCUAUGCCACAGCCUUGCUGAAUGAGAAAGAUCAGUCUGGAAGCAGUAAUGGGUCAGAAAGUAGCCCAGCCAACGAGAAUGGAGAGAGGCAUCUGCAGCAGGGCUCAGAGUCUCCUAUGAUGAUUGGUGAGCCUAAAAGUGACCUUGAUGAUGUUGACCCUUAGAAGAUACCUAUGAACAGCUCAGCUCAAACCUUUUCAAGCCUGGCACCUACCGAAACUGGAGUCCCGUUGCUUACGCCAUCAGAGUCUGGAAGAGAAGCGGCUUUCUAGGAUGGGAGGUGAUGCAGGAGGAGGUGGUUUCCCUGAAAGCUAAGAGCAUUUCUUUGUUUCUUUUUUCUUUUUCUUUCUUUUUUUUUUCAAAGCCACCAAAGGCUUUCAGCUCAAUAAAUGCUCUAGAAAACUGCACCUUCACCUUGCAGUAGUGACAGUCCAGACGCAGAAAACAAGAAGA
Indicator indicator is the source of this 8140-nucleotide messenger RNA. RefSeq names its product ubiquitin specific peptidase 24 (gene USP24). The coding region runs from base 1 to 7851 and encodes 2616 amino acids. Gene Ontology annotation, molecular function: cysteine-type deubiquitinase activity; protein binding; cysteine-type endopeptidase activity. Gene Ontology annotation, biological process: protein deubiquitination. The transcript has 68 exons. Gene Ontology annotation, cellular component: nucleus; cytosol. The record is from RefSeq and is a predicted model, not a curated record. Lineage: Eukaryota; Metazoa; Chordata; Aves; Piciformes; Indicatoridae.